This is a messenger RNA of Aspergillus bombycis, 1347 nucleotides long. RefSeq lists its product as uncharacterized. Gene Ontology annotation, molecular function: DNA-binding transcription factor activity; transcription cis-regulatory region binding. Bases 1 to 1347 code for a protein of 448 amino acids. The record is from RefSeq and is a predicted model, not a curated record. Gene Ontology annotation, biological process: positive regulation of transcription by RNA polymerase II. Gene Ontology annotation, cellular component: nucleus. NCBI's taxonomy places the organism in Eukaryota, Fungi, Ascomycota, Eurotiomycetes, Eurotiales, Aspergillaceae. The transcript is spliced from 6 exons.
AUGUCAAAUGUCGGCAACGAUGGGAACCCUAAGUGUGCGCGGUGUGCAAGAUCCGGCAUAGAAUGUAUUCGGAGAACACCUAGGAAGUUUCGGCACACCAUCUCGGGUGCUUCACUAGCAGGGUAUCGUACAUUGCAGUACAUUGAUGAAACGCCCGAUUUCACCGACACCUCUCCAACUGAGUCGUCUUUCCAGUCUCCCAAAGCUCUGGACAGCAGCGCCCAAGCACAGUCCUUCUCCCGGUUCAACUCGGAAGAAAGCCCGUCCACGCCAUUUGGAGCAUUCUCGGCGCGUCUUCUGGAUACUCCCCAUCUUCCUUGGCCGCAAACUGGUCCGAAAGAAGCAUGUCUACUGCGGUACUUUGUCGAAUACCUGGCCAGAUGGUUCGACCUUUGUGACCCGGAGCGCCAUUUCGUUAGGGCCAUUCCUCAGAUCGCCCGAGGGAGCGAACCACUGCGCAACGCCAUUCUGGCCGUAUCAGCAAGACACUUCAGCACUUUACCGAAAGAGAAACAGGACAAGAUCAUCGAAGAUAGUAAUCCUCCGAUCUACGAAGAACUAGACAGCCCCUUCAUCGAUCUCCCAACCGAAACAGCCAUCCAAGGCCUCCACGUCUUCGUCGAAGCACAGGCAAAGCUAGCCCUCUCCACGCCCGGCCUCCGCCAAGCCGUCUUCUGGGUCGGCUUCCGACAAGAAUUCCACGUCGCCUUCUCCCAGCAACGGCCCAUUCGUCUCCCGCUCUCCAUAACAACACCCUAUCUCAUCUGGACCCCUGCCCCAGACCACAUCUGGACGAACCGCCUCCUCAUCAUCUGCGCCUACGCCCUGCAGUACUGCUACGACGACCAGCCCGCCCCUCCAGACCGGUACUACGAGCUCAUUGACCUCCACAACCGCUGGCUGCAAUGCCGUCCUCCAUCCUUCUCGCCUGUCUACUACCAGAAACCAGACCACGGAGUGGGCGAGCUCUUCCCCCGAAUCUGGUAUCUGGAUGAUUGCCACAUCGUCGCGUCUCAGAGUAUGGGGUUGCUCAAUAUCCUCUUAACGGCUUACUCACCGCAUAUACCCCGUGUCGGGCCGAUCUGUCGUGAGUCGAUGGACAUCAUGAAUGCCAAGUUACGAUCUACUGUCUUUGAGAUCUGUGGAAUUGCGUUGUCGAAUCGGCAGUCGCCACCUGCGUUUACGACUGUUUGUAUUGCUAUUAAUAUCUGUGGGGACCGGUUUACGGAUUUGAGGGAGCAGCGGGCCUUGAUGGAGGUUCUUGCUAGUACGACCAGAGAGACGAACUAUUGGCCGACGACGGUGUCACAAAUGAGGUUGAAGGAGGUGUGGGGGUGGGAUGCUUGA